Molecule: messenger RNA, 624 nt
Organism: Pisolithus orientalis
Lineage: Eukaryota; Fungi; Basidiomycota; Agaricomycetes; Boletales; Pisolithaceae
Exons: 9
Coding region: 1-624 (207 amino acids)
Source: RefSeq, a predicted model, not a curated record
AUGAAAGUUGGCAUUUGGUCCAUGUUGUCCUCCAGCUUCAUGGCAUUUUGUGCCCUGCUCUUCUUUGCCUACCUGGUAGACUUGGCUUCCUUCAUUCCAUCUCCAAUGCUAGGUUUUUGCAUACUUGUGUGGGGUGCAGCCCUUGGCAUUGAUCUCCCAAUAGGGGAAGUAGAAAAGUUUGGCUUGAUUAUCUUGGUCAAGUUAGUGGGAGCAAUGGUACUUCUACACAAGGAACACAGUACUUCAGUGCUAGCUCUGGCAGUGCACUCUUUCCCUCCCUUGACACUGGUAUCUUCUAGCUCUGGCAAUACCCAGUCAUCUUUGGUCAAUCUCGAAGCCUGCAUCAUCAGUACAGUGCAGUGCCACUUAGCAGACUUCCAGGGACCAAUGGAUGAGAAAUUCUGCAAUGAUAUUGACUUUUGGAAUCAUGCAGAGGUCUGUUUCUCCACCUUCCUAUGUUGUGUUCUGUCUAAGAUAAUGUACCAGCAGCAGGGGCAAACAGAAUCAGUAGGAUCAAAGAAAUUGUUCAUUCCUGGUGCAUGGUCCCAAUUGGAUGGACAAACCAAUAAGAAAAACACAGAGAAGCAUGGCAUUUGCAACCAGGCAACUAACUCCAAACAAUGA